AUGUUUCUCACUUCUCUGCUCGUCGACCUCACCCAAGCGGACGAGGAAAUCGACUUCGAGGACACGCUUAAUAUUCUUGUCGGGCCUGCCAAGAAAUCCUUUCAGGUGCCGAAGAACUUGCUAUGUGAGCGCUCAGCCUUCUUCAAGGCAGCUUGCGGCGGGCGAUGGCAGCAAGAAGGGACCGGCAUCAUCAGUCUCCCAGAAGACUGCCCGAAUUUCUUCUCCGCCUACCUGCAGAUUUUGUUCCGAAACGAAGUGACACUCUCGAGCGACGGCGGUGCGACUAUUCGGGGUCUAAGCAGUGUGUACGUCUUGGCCGAUAAGCUCUGUGACCUGGUGGCUGCCAAUCUGGUCAUGGAUGCGAUCGUGUUGCGUCUGAAAAGCACGCAGUGUAGGGGGGCCCCAGCUCCUGGGACGACACGCUUCAUCUAUGACCAUACUUUGAUCUAUCACCCUUUACGUCGAGUGCGGGUCGAACACUGCGCCAUCGUAAUACGAAAGCGAGCGCAAGAGAGAGUUCUUCGGAAUCGGGACACCCCUCGCGCAUUCGUCGAGGAUGUUGCGGUUUUCUCGACCAACUCCAAUCUGCGGCGCGUGCAUCGCAAGCUCAGGUUUCUAGACAGACCGAGCAGUAAGUGGCACAUCACAGAAAGCAGCGGGACGAGUUCCGAGCAUGGUGUUGCCAACACUAUUACUUGA
Messenger RNA from Recurvomyces mirabilis, 699 nucleotides. RefSeq lists its product as uncharacterized. Gene Ontology annotation, molecular function: protein binding. The record is from RefSeq and is a predicted model, not a curated record. Lineage: Eukaryota; Fungi; Ascomycota; Dothideomycetes; Mycosphaerellales; Teratosphaeriaceae. The transcript has 2 exons. Bases 1 to 699 code for a protein of 232 amino acids.